AUGGAGAAGCUAAAACUGUCCUUGGUGCUCUUUGCAAUUUUUGCUUCAUCGUACGGUAAAAACGACAUCAACUUUGUUCCUCCCCAACCUCAUCCUAAUUCAUCAACAAAGCCUCCAAUCACCACCACCCAUGCUCCAAAUACCACCACACAUGCUCCAAAUACCACCACUCAUGCUCCAAAUACCACCACCCUUGCUCCCAACACGACCACCAUUGCUCCCAACACCACCACUGCUGCUCCCAACACUACCACCAUGGCUCCCAACACUACCACUCUAGCUCCCAACACCACCACUGCUGCUCCAAUCACUACUACUAUGGCUCCGAAUACCACCACAGUCGCCCCGAUCACCACACCAUCUCCUGCCCCGAAACCAGUCCCGGACCCAUCCAUGGGCAAUUGGUCGGUCAACUACGAGAAUACCAACCACAGCUGUCUCGGAGUGGAUAUGGCUGGGCAGUUGGAGUUCCUGGAAGCGAACCAUACCAUGAAGUUGAAUCUGCCACCCAACGCCACAGCCAAUGGGAUGUGCUCCAAUGAGAGCGACAGUUUGGUGCUGCACUGGGGUAACAACAACAUGAAAAUGGAUUUCAGAAGGAUGAACACCAGCAAGUACGAGUUGGGCCUUAUCAAGGUCGUUCUUGUCAAUUUGACGUUGCCCGGGCAAGCACCGAAAAACUACACCCUCGUUCACAACACUACCGAAUUCUCAACGCCGCUGUCGAAUUCCUACAAGUGUGCCAAAGUGCAGACCCUUAACCUAACGGAAGAAAACAAAAAUGACACUAUCGCCUAUCUUCACGUCAGCCAUGUGCAGUUCCAGGCCUUCCGUAAUGCUACCGGACACACUUUCGACUCGGCUAUCGACUGCGACGGCUCCGUGACCAACGACGUGGUGCCGAUCGUGGUGGGCUGCGUCCUGGCAGCCCUAGUCGUGAUGGUGCUCGUCGCCUACCUCAUAGGCAGAAGGCGUUGCCAGGCUCGCGGCUACCUCUCAAUGUUUGCAGAUACCAAAAGUGAAUCUGACUACAUUCCAAUGAAGAAUAUAUCCUGCUUUAAAUAA
This is a messenger RNA of Phaedon cochleariae (mustard beetle), 1065 nucleotides long. The record is from the annotation of a GenBank genome assembly. Lineage: Eukaryota; Metazoa; Arthropoda; Insecta; Coleoptera; Chrysomelidae.